AUGCAUAUGAAUAAAGCGAUAUUUGUCUGGACAAGCUGUUGCGCGUUCCUGUUCUUAUUGAUUUUAAAACUUGACGAAAUUGUUUACUGGAACUGGUUCAUCAUAUUCAUACCAAUGUGGUCUUUUGACUUUAUGUUAUUUACUACCUCAAUAUUAUGUAUGUCACGGAAAUUCACCCAUAUAGUUGGUCAACAUAACGUUGGAAGUAGAUUAGGUCACACUCUCAUAUUGUUGAGAAAACAUUGUGAAUACCAUAGUUCGCAGGAUAUUGUUGAGAAAACAUUAAAAAAAACAGACUCAACUGAAUCGUCACUAAAUUACGUUCUGUCAAUUGUCAUAAUCUUUCAAUAG
Schistosoma rodhaini is the source of this 351-nucleotide messenger RNA. NCBI's taxonomy places the organism in Eukaryota, Metazoa, Platyhelminthes, Trematoda, Strigeidida, Schistosomatidae. The record is from the annotation of a GenBank genome assembly.